GAGUUUAGCGGGCAGGACGACUGCCGGUGCGUGGAGACACCACUCCAUACCACGCUCCACACCACAGCUGUCAAAGUCGACACUUACAAUCUUACCCAAGGUCUUGGAAACGGAGAGUGCACAGGAUUGACUCUAAUAUUAACCUUCUGACGCCGAAUGUAUGGCCUUGGCCGUUGGAUUGUCGACCCAAGGCAUUCUUAUCAGUCGUUCGUUGGAGAACUUGGCACUUCGUCGAUGUUUGCCGCAGUCCACUCGUCGCUGCUUGAGGUCGUCGUCAUCAUCCAUGAUCUCCAGAGCGGCUGGUGAAUCGCCCAUCAAAUGCGCCGUGGUGAUCGGCGCCUAGCUUUGGCUUGCGGUGAGGGCAGACGUGGCUUUGUCGCCGAGCCAGGUUUCGACAUCAACACAACUACUGUGGAGGGAAUGAACAGGAACUGUAAGUUUUGAGGUCUCUAUCUCAACCCUUACGAUGAUAUCUGAAUCUAUUCAGCCAUGAGACUUGUUGUAUGUUGAAGUAUGGAACCAUAUCUCAUUUCAAUCCUCAUCGCCGACCUAUGUGACGGCGCCUCCAGUCUACCCAUGGGUUUCAACUAUGGAACAGAUGUGUGCCCUGCAUCCGUUCUCCCAACGAAGAAAGGUGCCCUUCAAAUAUGUUUGUGCUUCUAUUUCCCUCACUUCCUCAUGUUGGUGCGGUAAAAAUAAUUAUAUUAAGCGCCUGCCCACAAAUUUAUCCCUGGCUUCUAUUUUCUAUGUCGCAAGCCCUGAAAGCCACGAAUCCUCUAUGCACUGCAAAAUAUUACCAUGGACCUCCCUCUAUUUAUGGAUGUCCGACUGUGGAAUAUAUUCAGCGAGGCAGACCCGUGAUAUUCUGAUAUCUCCCAUGUUGUCCCUUGAGGAGCCAUCUUGUCUCUCCCCAAUACAGUUACAACAGGUAAUGGCGGCCUCACUUCAUAUUUAUACAUUUAUCUGAAC
This is a messenger RNA of Pseudogymnoascus verrucosus, 969 nucleotides long. RefSeq lists its product as uncharacterized. NCBI's taxonomy places the organism in Eukaryota, Fungi, Ascomycota, Leotiomycetes, Thelebolales, Thelebolaceae. The coding region runs from base 590 to 967 and encodes 125 amino acids. The record is from RefSeq and is a predicted model, not a curated record. The transcript has a single exon.